AUGUCCUCCUCAGCCUCUGGAACGAUCCCCUCGAUGGAAAGCCACAGCCAGGAACUCAAGGACGACACCCUCAUCAUCGUGCUCGGCGCCUCUGGCGAUCUCGCAAAGAAGAAGACAUUCCCCGCUCUCUUCGGUCUCUAUCGCGAUGGCUUCCUCCCGCGCGACGUGCACAUCGUCGGCUAUGCGCGCACAAAGAUGGACGAGGCCGAGUUCCACAAACGCUCUACCUCCUACAUCAAGAACCCCAACAACGACGAGACCAUCUCCGCAAAGAUCGGCGAGUUCAAGAAGCUCAGCAGCUACGUCUCGGGCGGUUACGAGGACGCCCCUUCCUUCCAAAACCUCGAGAAACACCUCCAGCAGAUCGAGUCUUCUUAUCAGUCCAAGGACCGCAAUCGCGUCUUCUAUCUCGCUCUCCCCCCCUCCGUCUUCAUCCCUGUCGCUGCUAACCUCAAGGCCAGCUGCUACAGCCAGCAUGGAGUCAAUCGCAUCAUCGUAGAGAAGCCCUUCGGCAAGGACCUCCAGUCCUCCCGCGAGCUUCUCACCGCGCUCAAGCAGCACUGGACCGAGGACGAGACCUUCCGAAUCGACCACUAUCUCGGAAAGGAGAUGGUCAAGAACAUCCUCGUCCUCCGCUUCGCCAACAUCGCCUUGAAUGCUGCCUGGGACAAGAACUCGAUCAGCAACGUCCAGAUCACCUUCAAGGAGCCGUUUGGCACGGAGGGUCGGGGUGGAUACUUUGACGAGUUCGGCAUCAUUCGUGAUAUCCUACAAAACCAUCUUCUCCAGGUGCUGAGCAUCCUGACGAUGGAGCGACCAGUCUCCUUCGCGGCCGAGGAUAUCCGGGAUGAAAAGGUGAAAGUCCUCCGCGCCAUUCCGCCUAUCGAGCGUAGCGACACGCUGCUCGGUCAGUACGUCGCCGCGAACGGCAAACCCGGCUAUCUCGAUGACGACACGGUCCCACACAACUCCGUCUGUCCCACAUACGCCGCGACAACUCUCUGGAUUAACAACCCCAGGUGGGAGGGUGUGCCUUUUAUUCUCAAGGCCGGCAAGGCCUUGAACGAGGCCAAGGUCGAGGUGCGCAUCCAGUUCAAGGACGUCACCCAAGGUAUCUUCAAGGACAUCUCGCGCAACGAGCUCGUGCUGCGCAUCCAGCCGUCCGAGGCCGUCUACCUGAAGCUCAACACGAAGACGCCCGGGCUGUACACGCGCGCGCUGCCGACGGAGAUGGACCUCACCUACAAGCGCCGCUUCUCCGAGUCGAAGAUCCCCGAGGCGUACGAGGCGCUCAUUCUCGACGCGCUCAAGGGCGACCACUCCAACUUUGUGCGCGACGACGAGCUCGACGUCGCGUGGAAGAUUUUCACGCCCAUCUUGCACUGGAUCGAUGGCCAGAGCGGCCCCCGCCCCAAGCCCGUCCCGUACCCGUAUGGCUCGCGGGGCCCGAAAGAGCUCGAGCCGUUCAUCGGCAAAUACGGCUUCAAGCGGGCGACCGAGGGAUACUCGUGGCCCGUCACGAACCUCGCCUUCCUCUGA
This is a messenger RNA of Heterobasidion irregulare TC 32-1, 1539 nucleotides long. RefSeq lists its product as uncharacterized. NCBI's taxonomy places the organism in Eukaryota, Fungi, Basidiomycota, Agaricomycetes, Russulales, Bondarzewiaceae. Gene Ontology annotation, biological process: pentose-phosphate shunt, oxidative branch; glucose metabolic process. The record is from RefSeq and is a predicted model, not a curated record. Bases 1 to 1539 code for a protein of 512 amino acids. Gene Ontology annotation, molecular function: NADP binding; glucose-6-phosphate dehydrogenase activity. The transcript has 8 exons. Gene Ontology annotation, cellular component: cytosol.